AUGGCAUCCACAUCCGUAUCGCGUUCACCCAAUUCGACCGCCGCCAACAAACCCUCCUUCCAAUUCGACGUUUCAAAAGUAGCUGGCAACGCCUCGGUCGAGAUCAAAGAGCGCAUAGGCAACAUCAAGGAAUUCUUCUCCAAGUUUGUCCCAGAGCAGUACCGCGACACCCCCUUCUUUGGACGCGCGAUUCAGGACCGGUUCGAGAUUACGGAGGUGUCGGUGUUGCCCAAACCGGAUGAGCCGAGCAAGUUGGAGGGGAGGGUCGUUGUUGAGCUCGAUGUUGAAGAAGAUAUGAUCAAUGGAGGCGGCAACAUCCACGGUGGAUGCUCAGCGUGGCUGGUUGACAUGUGCUCCUCACUGGCCAUGAGUGCCGUGAACCUCACAAAGGAAGGGAAGGACUAUCCCAGCGUAUCACAAGCCAUCAACAUGAUUUACCAUUCGCCAGCUAGCGUAGGCGAUCGGCUGAGACUCAUCAACACGAGCAUGUCCAUGGGCAAGAGGACGACUUCUGCACGCACGGAGAUUUGGAAUGUUACGCACCAUCGUCUCGUAGCAUCGGGAACUCACGUCAAGAUGAUGCCUUCGCCUCCUCCAAAGGCAAACCUGUGA
Molecule: messenger RNA, 612 nt
Organism: Coprinopsis cinerea okayama7#130
Lineage: Eukaryota; Fungi; Basidiomycota; Agaricomycetes; Agaricales; Psathyrellaceae
Exons: 5
Coding region: 1-612 (203 amino acids)
Molecular function (GO): fatty acyl-CoA hydrolase activity
Source: RefSeq, a predicted model, not a curated record